AUGGCAAUGUAUACAUUGUAUGCUCUUUAUUUUGCUAUUUUCGCCAUCUUGGCUUCAGUACUUUAUCUCAUUUGUGGAAGGUAGGCUGUUCACUUUUGGGUAGAAACUACUAGUUUGACAAAUGAAAUUUUUUAAUUUGUGAAGUCAGGUGAAAAUUAUGUUUGGGGAUAGUUGUGUUUUAAUACUAACGAAAGGUGUAUUUAGGAGAAGAGUUGUAUCUUACAUUACGCUUUUUGGCAUGUUUUAAUGGUGUAAAAAUACAUCCAGAAAGACGUUCGAUUAAAUUUAACAUCUAAAAUAAAAGGUUUAACAUAAUUUCUCACUCUGGAAACUGCAGGUUGACCAUAAUAUAAACUCGAACGGUUUAUGCCAGCCUUGGCAACGACAAAAACACCAGAAAAUUGUGGAUGGAUAAGGAUUGAGCUACAUGAAAAAUACAAAUAAACUUCGGAGUACUUAUAUUUGCAGGUUGUUGAAUUCCUAUCCAUGUGCAGUUUUCUGACUGCAUUCUAUUGCACAAUAGCGCUUGGUGAAGUCUAUCUGGGUAUAUAUUAUAUUGAUUGAUUCAUGAGAAAUUAAUGCUUUAGUUAAUAUGUGUUGUUGUAGAAUUGUAGCAAGAUUUCUGGAAUGGUUUGCAAGAAGAUUAUUUAAGGUUGAAAUACAAGUGGAAAGAGCUCAGUUCCUGGCUCUAGGCAGCAUUAAGAUUACCACAGCAGGAACAAGAAUUGUAAGUGAAAAGGUGGCAGAACAAUUAUGUAGCAAUAUUUUGGGCUCAUACAUGGGGGCUUAUAUAUGGACGACAUUUGGUGUCAGUAAUAAUAUUUAUUGUACCUGCAAACUAUAUUGCGAACGCCCAGUAUAUGGAAAGUUUGAUUCUUUUUUAUAUAUUAAAUUUUUGAAAUCUCGGUUGCACAAUUUCCAAACUUUCCAAUCUGGGCGAAUGCAAAGAAAUAUAAACAUACAUAAUAUAUAACACAUAAUGAAACAACUUGGAGCUGUUGUAAUAAGCCCAUGAGCUUAUACGGGGGGGUUAAUUAUAUUUGGGUGCAUGGACUUAUAUUCGGAAGUUUACCGUAUGCGCAUGAUUAUAUUGUCUAGGAAAUUGAAAACAUUGUGCUGCAAACAAAAUGGGGGUUUCCAGGAUCAAGGUAUUAAGAAAACAGUAUUGAUGCAAUUUGUCUAGCAAACUAUAGCACUUGCCCAUAUAUCUAGUGAAACAUUUCAAAGUGUUCCUACAUUGCAGACGCUUUUUUAUGUUAUGUUUUGGACACAUCACCGUCACUGCCGCCAAGAAUGGAGCUCGUGUGAAGGACUUUAAAGACGUCAAUGAGGAGAAGAAACCCAACCCAAAUGGUGGAAAUGGUGCGUACACUACCAGUGGUAUACUGAGCGAUUGUUUACCCACUUAUUUUCAAUAAAUUUCAUAACAAAGUUAGUAUAUUUUAAACAGGGGCAUAGCCACAGGGAGGGUGGGGCAUCCACCCUCCCCCCCCCCCACACACACAUACACACUUUUUUCAGGACCAGUUUUUGUCUUUAUUUUUUUCAGAUGUGAGUCGAAAUCAAAGACUAGCUGGUAUUGUGAAAUUCAUUUCAAAGGUAGCAUUUGUUUAAUUAUAAUGUGUUGGCAUUUCAAAUGAGAAUGAUUAAUAUGAGUAUUGAAGGAAAUAUUUGUAUUUUGCAGUAUAUGGGUAUUUAUCUGCACUCACUGGAUGUCAUUCUCACGAAUCAACCAAGAUCAAAAUUUAAUAUUAUUGUACAAGUUGUGAAAGGCAUUAAUAUCGUAUGUCAGCCAAAUGAAAGGUAUUGUACGUGAUGUACACAUCAGGGAAACAUAGCACUUUUGGAUGGGCAGAUUGAUAAUCCUGCCUAGGUCCUCGUUCGAGAUUUUACUGUUUUUGUUUCCAAUGGCCUUGUUUUCAUGUGCGAGUAUUUUUUCCUUGGUUCUAGGUUUUUAGACUUCUCUGCGAGAGCAACAAAAUGUGUUUCAAGUUUACAUCAAGCAAAGGAGGUACGCAUGUGGGAUGAAUGUGGAUAAAAAUGAACAAAAACAGACAAAAAAUAUACAAUGAUUGCUUUUCAAUUGUGGUUUAGAUUGAGACUGACUAUUUUCAAGAUGUCACCCUUGCGGAAGUUUCUCUCAACAUUUUACUUGAAGGUUCUUUGAAUCCAGUGAUGUCAGAACAAAUUUUGGUAAAAACAGAUUCUUACUAUUCGCUGUAGUUCACUUAUUUCCCUUUUUUGUGGAAAUUGCAAAAUUGGAACUAUUAGACCUAACCCUAAGUUAAUUAUAACUAAUUCACAAGCCCAUUAAUCCUUCACUGCCCUGCUAAAAGCUUCUCCAAUGUUUAUUACCUAAUUCAUUUUCAUGAACCCCCAAUCUUAGAGGUGAUAGGCGCUUGUUCUGAUGACCGUGUUGACAUUACUCAUUGUGUUUUCCUUUUUCUCACAAUAUUAGGAAGAUCUGAGCAUAAAAGUGAACCCUAUUCGAAUUUCUCUUGGAGACAGUAAGUAUAAAUAUUCAUAGUAUAAAAAUCUGCACAUAGAAAUAUGUACAAGCUUAAAAUGCGAAGUUCAUCUGAGAUUUUAAACAUUUCGUUGCUUAAGCGUAUAAAUUUCCAUUUUUUUCAGAUUUAAUAAAAAACCUACCGCAACUCCAUGAUACGAGCAAGAAACUCCAUUCUUUAACUGGUAAAAUAAUGCCUUAUGUUUCUACUGGAAAAUUUUAAAUCUUUCUAAAUUUUAUAUAAGUAUUAAUUUCCUCAACUCAUGCACUUUGAAUCACACACAUAACUAAAUGAUUCCCUUUUAUUCAUUUAGUCGAAAUAGAUUUAAGCUUUUCUGUGCAUAUUACGUAUAUAUAUGAAAAACAUGUAACUGGGAAACAGCCCUAAGACAUAAUAGUGAAGAUGCAGAUAAUUUAAUAAAUAGUGGUUGUGUUCUUUUUGUAAAUAAACGUUUACAAUUAUUAUUCAUUAUGUUCAAUUUCGUUUCUUAUCACAGCGACAGGAGAAGAAAGCAAAUCAACGAAAUUAUCCAAGUAUUUGCCAAAGGUAUCAGAUUCACCUGCAGUCGUGUGCUGCAAAUAUGCUGCUCUUCAUAGUAUACCAGCUAAAUGUGUACAAUAGAAAAUAUCGGUGGUUUUUAAUGCAAACUAUGUUUCUCAAGCAUAAACAAUGUUUGGUAUUGCAGAAUUUUGAUCUGAUAUUUACUGAAGUGGAUCUUUUUGUUUGUGAUGAAGAACAAAGGUAUGGAAACUUAUGGUGUGCUUACUGCAUUGAGGACUUUGAUCAACUAUGAACUGUCUGUAGAAGUUACAGACCAGCUUGCCUUACGUCAUCUCACUUACUGAAACGCAAGUUCGUUUAGGUUGCCAAAGUUUUCUUGUGUACUUUUCAGGGAACUGUCAAUUCAUACGAACAAUCUAAGUUUUACAGCAUCAUUGCAGGACAAAUCCUGGUGGAUGAUUAAAACAAUGCUGCUACUAAUUAAUGGUAUUCAGCUUAAGUCAAUAUAGACGGUUGUCGAAUGGACAACUUGCAUGUUAGACUUCUAAAUUUUAAUCUAAGUAAAGAGAAGGGAAUCAAACACCACUGCCAAAAACAACAUAAUGGAAUUAGUAAAAUUGCAAGAUUUGGUUGCGAAAUUAUUUAAAGCUUGGAAAAUAUGGUCGUGCGCAUUUCGUAACCAAAUUUUGCAAUUUUACUAAUUUUAAUAAGUUCUUUACAGGAAUUUACUUUUUUUGCCUAGAUAAAAAACUAGUCUAACCUGCAAGUUGUCUAUUGUUGAAAGGAUUUGUGGAUUCCCAGAUUGGAUUCCUACCAGAGAGCCUAUAUACGUACAUAGUUACAGUACAUGACAGGUUGAAAGUAUUGUAGUGGAAAACAGUUUUAACUCUCUUGACGAAUGGGGUUUGGUUUAUUAAGGUUUAAAAGUUAAAGCCAGAAGUUCCAAAGAUCUUAUGUCAUUCAGCAAGUUCAUGUUAGAUAUUAAGGUAAAUUAUAACAGAUUGUAGGAUAACUCGAACGCAUAAAUAAUUAAUGAGCGCUAAGCAGAGGAAAUCACAAUAGCAUAGAAUUUUGUCAACUCUUAAAAUACUUAUUUUUGAAUUUGAGAGAAAUUCACAAAUGAAUUAGUAUUUUAAGAAUUUAAGAGAGUUUCACAUCGGUGCAUGAGUAUGGCUUGUUCACGACCACCGAGACCAAAUGGAAACCGGAGUUUAAGUUUAACUUAGCUGUGAAAAGCAAGGUGCUGUCCUCACGCGUUACACAUUGCAUGCUUAAAAAUAAUUAUUGCCAGUUUGUAAACGGACUAUGCCGUUCUCUAGACGCAGAAAUCUGAGUCGGAUUUGCCCAGUUUAUUGUCCAAUAUCUCUCUCGCAUCCUGUCAAUGUAACUAUGUCCAUGACGAAAUUUCACAUUGGCUGGCACUCUUGCCCCUGGAGAAACGAGAGAUAGGGAGUGGCGAAAAACAAAGGUAUGUCUUGUGUGUGUGACUCUGUGGUACUCGAUCUACAGUACGCAAAAACUCCCUUUUCAAAUGCCAGAACUCCCGUUUCAAAUAACAAAACACACUUUUCAAAUGGCAAAACUCCGUUUUCAAAUGCCAGAACUCCCUUUUCAAAUAGCAAAACUCCCUUUUCAAAUGGCAAAACUCCCUUUCCAAAUAGCAAAACUCCCUUUUCAAAUAGCAAAACUCCUUUUUCAAAUAGCCAAACUCCCUUUUCAAAUAGCAAAACUUUCGUUUCAAAUAGCAAAACUCCCUUUUGAAAUGACAGAACUCCCUUUUCAAAUAGCAAAACACCCUUUUCAAAUAGCGAAACACCCUUUUCAAAUAGCAAAACUCCCUUUUCAAAUAGCAAACUCCCUUUUCAAAUAGCAAAACACCCUUUUUAAAUAGCAAAACACCCUUUUUAAAUAGCAAAACACCCUUUUCAAAUAGCAAAACACUGUUAUCAAAUAGCAAAACCCCUUUUCAAAUAGCAAAACACCCUUUUCAAAUAGCAAAACAUCCUUUUCAAAUAGCAAAACAUCCUUUUCAAAUAGCAAAACAUCCUUUUGAAAUAGCAAAACAUCCUUUUCAAAUAGCAAAACUCCCUUUUCAGAUGGCAAAACUCCCUUUUCAGAUGGCAAAACUCCCUUUUCAGAUGGCAAAACUCCCUUUUCAAAUAGCAAAACUCCCUUUUCAAAUAGCAAAACUUUCUUUUCAAAUAGCAAAACUCCCUUUUCAAAUAGCAGAACUCUCUUUUGAAAUAGCAGAACUCUCUUUUCAAAUAGCAAAACUUUCUUUUCAAAUAGCAAAACUCCCUUUUGAAAUAGCAGAACUCUCUUUUGAAAUGGCAGAACUCUCUUUUCAAAUAGCAAAACACCCUUUUCAAAAUGCCACAACUCCCUUUUCAAAUGGCAGAACUUCGUGACCACGUGAAAGUUUGAGUGUAGACUAAUUUGAGCAGGAAAAAUUCAAUUCCGGUCCAUUUGUACCAAAUAUUAAGACCAAUAACGCUUUUUGGAUGGGCGUCUUGACGGCGUUGAAUUGUUCAAAGAAACAUUUUUUUCUGUUUAUGUAGUUUCUUAACCACACUUGCAAAGCUAACAAAGGAAUACAGUUUUGAGAAUAAUUUGGAAGUAGAUGAUAUGACUGUGUGCCUGACUGAGAAUUUAUCAAACGGGCAAGAUAAACCUGUUUGCAAAGCCGUUUUGGCUUCUCUCGUCACGAAUAUUCAAUUGCCAGCACAAGGUAAAAAUAAUCUGAAUGUUAUGGAGUAUAUUAUUUUGGUCAUUUUUAAUUUUCAAAUACACUUAAAUUUCAGAUCUGCUGCAGACUACAGAGACAGUAACGUAAGUACAGGAAUAGAAUAUUAUAUAAUAACUACAGUGAAACACGCAAUUUGAUUGGUCAAUAGCCGUGCAGGAUCAGGCUAUCCUGCACGAGGAAUUAAAAUGCCUUCGCGGGAUUCUCAAAAUGUCAUUGUUUCACUGUAGUUAUUUUAGAAAACAAUUACCAAAUGGUUUUCCAAGCAGGAUAGCGUGAUCCAUGCACUUGGGAUGUUGCUCGACUUUCGGAAAGCGUAAAAAUACACUCGCCUGCGGCUCGAGUAUUUUUACGCUUUCCGAAAGUCUCGCGACAUCCCUCGUGCAUGGAUCACGCAAUCCUGCACGGAAAACCAUUCGGUAUUCCUUAACGAUGAAUUAACCAUUCUUGCACCAAACGACCUUCUCCGUCACUUUGGGAUGGCACUGUGUAGCAAUGAAGGAUGACAACUUGCUGAAAACAGCCGCACUUUAUAGCCACAAAUAGUGCCCAAGCACGUUAAACUACACAUUCCUCAAUUCUAUUCAUUUGCCUCCAAAUAGAAUACUAUACAUAUAAUGGAAAGAGCUUCUCACUGCUGAGUUUGACCGCCGUUUAGUAGUAUGUGUAUUAUAGUGAAACCUGUCUAUUCAAUAGUUGAAGUAAAGUUUUGUUUUUUUAGUUGCUCAGCAAGGCUGGAAAAUGCCUAUGUUUAUUUCAAUGUCACAGACGCUGAAACAGUUGGUAUAUGGCUUGAGGAUAAUCCCACGGUCUUACCAAGUAGUAGGAAACACUUGUGGGGUCGAGUUUUAGAACUUGGCAGUUCAAGCAUCAAGGUUUUUGACGUUCACGUUAUUUAUACUCCAUAGAUCUUAACAGUUCUAAACUGUUCUUCCUAUAGAGUUAAAGUAAGAGUCAGCUCUUAUUGAUCCAGUGUUACUACAGGAGGAAACCUAAACUAAAUGACUUUAUUUAUACUGGAUAGCUCUAUCAGUUCUAAACUGUUCUCCCUAGAGGUCCAGUAAGAGUCAUCUCUUAUUGAUCCAGUGUUACUACAGGAGGAAACCUAAACUAAACCAACGAGCACACCUCCUAAACUCAAUCUUUAUUCCAAUCUUAAUUUUAAUCUCUCCAGUGUGACAUUGAGCUAGAGGAUUCGACUGCCUCAAAGGUAGUCAUGAAAUGUGACGCUUCGUCGUUGGUAUUCGAAUAUUCCCAGCACACGAAGAAUUGUCUGGCAGCUUUAUUGCAGACGGGAGAGAUGUAUAAACGUUUGCAGACACGAAAAUCUGGGAGUGAAAUAGAACAAAGUUCCAACAAUAUUAGUACGUAUAACAUAAUAAACUAGACUAACUUUAUUUAUACUGGAUAGCUCUAUCAGUUCUAAACUGUUCUUUCCUAGAGGUCCAGUAAGGAUCAUCUCUUAUUGAUCCAGUGUUACUAUAGGAGGAAACCUAAACUAAACUAACUUUAUUUAUACUGGAUAGCUCUAUCAGUUCUAGACUGUUCUCUCUAGAUGUCCAGUAAGGAUCAUCCUUUAUUGAUCCAGUGUUACUACAGGAGGAAAUCUAAACUAAACUAACUUUAUUUAUACUGGAUGGCUCUAUCAGUUCUAGACUGUUGUCCAUACUAUUUUCCAUGGUAUAUUUGUUUGUUUGUAGUGUCUCUCGAAUGCGACGUAACAGUUCAUGAUAUCAAUAUAUUUUGUGUUGGAAAAUGCCAAGGUAAACAACACGUUGUACAAGAAUGUAUUGGAGGCACAAAACGAAAUUUAUAUAUUUUAUAUGACGUUGUGUAGAUGGUGUGGAUUCAGUUCUUGCUCGACUGGACGUGGUAUCUGUGACCAAAGGGGAAGAUGAUGUGCAAAUAGGAGCACAUGGUUGUAAAGUUGCAAGACUUACAGAAGUUAAGAAGGUAUAAAAACAACGUUUUUUCUCUGUUACCGAGCAGUGUUGGUUAAGCUUGGUUUAAACUAUCAAAGUUUCUGCGAUCACAGUAGGAAUUUUGCAUGCGUAAAUUCUAAGUUUUGAAGGAUUUGUAAGAAAUGUUUGAGGGAAAUGAGUCAUUGUUAAGCACUAACUCAUUUCCCUCAAACAUUUCUUACAAAUCCUUCAAAACAUAGAAUUUACCCAUGCAAAAUUCUACUGUGAUCACAGAAACUUUGAUAGUGUAAACCAGACUUUAGACGGUGCUGUAUUUACUGUAGUUUUUAAACGUUGUUUCAUUUAGGAAGCGUACGGUUGCGCUACGUCGUCUGACCUGCAUCAUAGUUUAUUGACAGUCACCUCAGCUGUAACACGUCUUAGUUCGAAGGUAAGUUUUACAAAGUGUGUUUGCACGAGGAUGAGAGUGUGAGGAUGAAAGUGCAUGAGAGUUGUCACGCGAUCUUGGUCAGCUGUUCUUAAUGCUUUCCCAACACUAUCAUGUAUUUUAUUGAAGUUGAAACAUAGUUGGAACAUUCAUCAAACCUUUAUUUCGUUAAUCUAAAGCUUGAAAUGUCCCCUGUGCCAAUGCGUGACUAUCAACUCUCAUCAAAAUUUGACCAGCUCAAAGUUGAUGAGAACUACAACUCUCAUCAACUUUCAUCCUCGUUUGACCGAGGCCUUAUGGACCAGAGGUUUGCACAAUAAAUAAACAUGGUGGUUUCACAAACAAUUCUCUGAUAAAUACGUUUCUUCGACCAACAGGGGACGACGUUGUCACUUCCUAAUAUCAAGGUUGAUUGGGACAUAGCUUCACACAUGGCUGUACAUGAUAGGAUAUCAAGGAUCAUUGAUGAUAGCAAGGAAUUAAAAGGUAGUCUGUUUAUCCUUUAACUAACCUUGUCGGCGAGGUUUUGUUAUGUGUAGGGGUUGUUUUGGUAUCCCGUAAAACGAUUAAUCUAGGAAUUAAUCUUCAUUUAUAAUUUAUAUAAAUAUAAUAAAUUAAUCUUGUUUAAUUAUCCCUAGCCAUUCUUGCUGAUUCCACAAAAGAUUCAGAAGUCACGGAUGAUUUCAUGUCAAAUGUUCAACUUGAAAUCACAACGGAAGAUGUUGCCAUUGAAAUGAAGACAUCUUCUGUAAACAGGUAACGAUUUUAUGUCAGACAUUGCUUACUCUCCCCAGCUCAAUAGGGGCCAACCUUGCAAACCCGGGCCAACCUCGCUAACAGUUGAUAGAAGCGGACAAAUGAGGUAACUGCUGCUUUGUAGGUUUUCUUCAAAUACCAAUUUAGUAUUUUCAACUUGUGUAGUUUUGGCGUGCAGUUUUCUGGAGUGAUAAAACUGGAUGAAGGAUGGAUAGCUGCAGAAUCACCCAAUGUCGAUAUUUUGUUUGACGAAAAGACAAUUUUUCAAUUUAAGGUAUAUUUAAACUUUAGAUGUUGCUUAUCUUGAAGAAUAUACACUACCAUGGUGAAGAUUGAACCGUUGCGUCCCCAUUUUUAGGCAUUUUCCCUAAAGAAAACGGCAAACAAUUCUGAUGCUACUUCUGUGAGGAAUACGAUGGAAGGUUUUGAGUCCAAUACAAACAAAAUGUGGUAUGUUGUUGUUGUUGCUGUUGUUGCUGUUGUUGUUGAUGUUGUUGCUGUUGUUGCUGUUGUUGUUGCUGUUGUUUGCUGCUGUUGCUGUUGCUGUUGUUGUUGUUGUUGUUGUUGUUGUUGUUGUUGUUGUUGCUGUUGUUGCUGCUGUUGCUGAUGUUGUUGCUGUUGUUGUUGCUGUUGCUGUUGCUGUUGUUGUUGUUGCUGUUGCUGUUGUUGUUGCUGUUGCUGUUGCUGUUGCUGUUGUUGUUGUUGUUGUUGUUGUUGUUGUUGUUGCUGUUGUUGUUGCUGUUGUUGUUGUUGUUGUUGCCGCUGUCGUUGUCGUUGUUGUUGUUGUUUGCCACAGUGGGUUAGUCCAUGUGUCUUCACAAAUUACAAUUAUAACUUAUUUUAGGUUACUUGACGCUGAAAUCUACAUACUGUUUCCAUAUCGUUUUGAUUUUGGCAAAUCUUUGGACAAACUUCUUAUUGUUAAUAAAAUGUUGAAACAAUUGUACAGAAAACCAAGUAUUGGUAUGAAAGAUCCUCUUUAUGCCGACUUAUGGCUGAAUUUGAGGGUAGGUCGAAUGCCCGCCAUGUUAUGUACACGUUUCUCAAACUCAUUUAUAAUUCAUGAACAAAACAGAAAGGAAACCAGCAUCGUAUGACGAUUCAUGUCGGUUGUCUACUCUGAAACAAUCAACCUUGUAGGUUUUAAUGAAAAAGUUCGCCUCACAUUUCCUUGUCUUUGUAAUUCGGUGAUUUAUUAAUAUUUUUUUAGAAAUUGUCUUUCGAAAUUGAAGAUGAUCCUUUUGAAGUGAAACUUGGUAAAAACUACGAGGUAUGGUACAGUGGUGAAGCUAGUCAUGGCAACUGGUCAUGCUAUGGUAAGAAUACUGCAUCUAAAUGAAUAAUGCAAAUAUUGAAAAUUUGCAUAACAUGAUCUGUUGCUCUGGCUAGCAUCGCUAUUAAUGUAUGGUAAUAAAAUAAAGUUGGACCUUUAAAUGCAAGAUUGGAUAACCGUUUACAUGCAUUUCUUGUACAAACUUCAGCUGUUGUGUGACGAAGCUUUAGAGUGGACUGCGAGAGAAAUAUUGUUGGAUGAAAGAAUCAGCGAGAAGAAAAAAAAUCCUGGAAACAUGUUGUCAGGUUAGUUUGGUUUGUCACAAAAUCAACCAACCUACCAAACAUGACAAGUACUGAUUGUUUCUGUGUUGGUGUAAUAUACUCAGGUGAAUAUGAUGCUUGUGAUGUUACUCUGAGUGUAUAUCCACACCGGGCAAGCUUGAAAAAUAUGCCUGACCACGGUGGGAAUCGAACCUACGACCUUUGGAAUGCUAGCCCAAUGCUCUGCCAACUGAGCUACGCGGUCUGGUCGGUCAUGAUUAUUAGAUUACAUUGAUAUCGAAGGAACUAGAUUCUGUUCCGAAAUAUCACAUACUCGAACCGACCUGACCGCGUAGCUCAGUUGGCAGAGCAUUGGGCUAGUAUUCCAAAGGUCGUAGGUUCGAUUCCCACCGUGGUCAGGCAUAUUUUUCAAGCUUGCCCGGUGUAGAUAUACACUCAGAGUAACAUCACAAGCAUCAUGACAAGUACUAUUUGCGUACCCUAGUUUGGCCUGUUGUAGCAACACUGGUUCGAUGAGAGAUGUUCCUUAUUGGACUUAAAACUGAUAGAGCUAUCCAGUAUAAAACCGCUCAUAAUUUCAACGUUGCUUUUAGACAAGAAAGUCGAUAAUCUCUACGAAAGUUUGAGAGAAAAGAAAUCAAAAAUCUACAUCGAACGAUCUGUGGUGAGCAAUUCAAAGUUUAAACUUUAAAAACAACUCUAGGAUUCUGAUGGUUUGAGAGAAGGCCUUUCGUCAUCACUACUGUAUUACUACACUAAUUUCGUAUUCUCGUGUUUGGCAUUCAAUCUCCUGUCUAAAAUUACAGAAAAACAAUCUGAAAGCAAUCUCAGGUUUUUCAUUUUUGCUUUUAGAAAUUGUACGAAGCAGACAAACGGACUCGACUUUGUUGUUGGGAGUUUUCGGAUGUAAAUUUAAUGAUUCUCGCAGAUGAAUCUAUGAAUGGGCCAGAUAAAGUUGUACCUGCGAUAAAACGAAUUGAUAAUGAGAGGUAUACGUGUACAAUUUGCCUUUGUGAGCAAUGCUCGAUUCCUACGAAAGUUUACUUUAUUUAG
Messenger RNA from Paramuricea clavata, 11466 nucleotides. Lineage: Eukaryota; Metazoa; Cnidaria; Anthozoa; Malacalcyonacea; Plexauridae. The record is from the annotation of a GenBank genome assembly.